UCGCUAUCGCCAUCAUCCAGUCAGUGUUACCUUUGACGGUCGAACGUUGUGGUCGUUCGUCGUCCGUCAGUGACGUCGAUGUCGACAUUCGUAUAACACGUCUAUGAUGUUUCGGUGAUUUCAAAAUCGGACUCGUGAGUGAACGAUAAAUUACUAUCAAAUACUGGAACACAGUGAUACAUAUUCCACCCUGGAUUUGGAUGCUUAUUGGUGAAAAGUGACAUUUUGGAUAUUUGAAAAAUUAAUAGUGCAGUGAAAAACAUUUAAAGGAUUGCAACCAACAAAGUGAUAAACAUUGGAUUUGAAUGGAUGAUAAUUGAAGUGAACUCAAAGCACAUUAAUCGUGAAGUGAUAGUAAAAAGUAAAUGGGGGUGACUUGAAGCGACAGGACGGCGAACUCUAGCAGCGCGACUGGAUACGCAAACCCCGCCAUCACCUACCCAGGAGCACCAGCUCCGGAUACUGGCAAACACAACCCCCAUCAAGGGACCAUUGGCUACAGAGUUAACACCCCUAGCGGCUAUGGGUGCGCCGGCGGUCCGGGCGCGAUGAGCGGCGGGGGCGAAAACGCGCAGUUUGGCGCCACCGCCGCAAUGGUCGCCGCCGCCACCACGGCUGCGAUGCAGGACUCGCAGUCAUUCUCACAGAUGCAAAACAUGACGAUGGGAAAUCCCCAAUAUGGCGCGAUGAAUGGCUAUGGCCAACAGCGCAGCCAUAAUCCAGCUAUGACAGGCAUGGGCAUGGGAGGUAAUGGCGGCAUGAAUGGUAUGACCGGAAUGGGACAAAUGGGAAGUGCUGCCAUGAACGGCAUGAACCCCAUGGCGCAGAUGGCGAAUAUGGGUAUGCAUGGAAACAUGAUGCCCUCUCAGAUGGGACCUGGACAAAUGGGCGGAUCAGCAAAAAUGGGUCCAGGCUAUCAAAGGCGACAUACGCCUUAUCCAUCUGGUACUAUGUUAAUGGGACAAAGGAAAACGCAGUAUAUGGGUGGUCAGCCUAGUUUUGGACCGGGACAGUAUCCUGCAGGCUAUGGUGGAAGACCAGGAUUUCAAGGUCAAUACCCCCCUCAGCAACCGCUUGGGCCUACCGGGAACUUUGGAGCGGCAAUGAGAGGAACUAUGAGGCAGACAACGCCCCCAUAUUCCAAUCAAGGACAGUAUUUUAACGGCGGUGUGCCUAAUCAAUUCCCACAACACCAAAGCGGAAAUGGACAGUAUGGUGGAGGUCAAUAUAGUGGCCAGUUUGCACAAGAAGUUGUCAUGCGAACAAAUAUGAGCUACCAACACAGUCCUGUGCCUGGAAACCCUACGCCACCUUUAACGCCAGCUAGCAGUAUGCCUCCAUAUAUAAGUCCAAACGCUGAUGUCAAACCCCACUUUAAUGAGCUCAAACCACCUAUGGGGAUGCAAAAUGGCAUGUAUGUUUUUACAGAUGAUGAGCUCCGAUUAACAUUCCCUGUAAGAGACGGUAUAAUAUUACCACCAUUUAGAUUAGAACAUAAUUUAGCAGUUAGCAAUCACGUAUUCCAAUUAAAGCCCACGGUCCAUUCAACAUUAAUAUGGCGAUCGGACCUGGAAUUACAACUAAAAUGCUUCCACCACGAAGACCGGCAAAUGAAUACGAACUGGCCGGCGAGUGUUCAGGUGUCAGUCAACGCGACGCCAUUAGUCAUAGAUAGAGGCGAAAACAAAACAUCUCAUAAACCGUUGUACCUGAAAGAAGUGUGCCAACCAGGCAGAAAUACUAUACAGAUCACAGUCUCCGCCUGCUGUUGUUCACAUUUAUUUGUAUUACAAUUAGUACACCGGCCGAGUGUCCGAAGUGUCCUCCAAGGAUUAUUAAGAAAGAGAUUGUUAACAGCAGACCACUGCAUAGCAAAAAUUAAAAUGAACUUUAAUCAAGCACCGACGAAUAACAAUGGCUCAAACACCGCAAAUGACAGGGACAGUGUCGAACAAACCGCAUUGAAAGUAUCGUUAAAAUGUCCAAUCACAUUUAAAAAGAUCACAUUACCAGCACGUGGCCACGAGUGCAAACACAUACAAUGCUUUGACUUAGAAUCCUAUUUACAACUCAAUUGCGAACGGGGUUCGUGGAGAUGCCCUGUAUGCAACAAACCAGCACAAUUAGAAGGCCUAGAAGUCGAUCAAUACAUGUGGGGUAUUCUCAAUACACUUAAUAGUUCAGAUGUCGAUGAAGUUACAAUUGACAGUGGAGCUAAUUGGAAAGCUGCUAAGAAUCCCACUAAUUCCGGAAUAAAGCAGGAAGAUGACAGCAACGACAACAGUGUAGGGAAACGAGGAAAAGCGGUAUCACCAGGCUCUAUGAACAUGCCCACAAUGAACAAUUGGGAAAUGAAUCAAGCAUUAUCACCAUAUCUUCCCCCUGAUAUGAAUACUAUUGCUAGCGGGUCAAUGAUCUCAUCAUACAACCAAAGUGGGCAGAAUAGAAACUCUGGCUCAAGUAACCAGAACUACGACUUUGGAAUGAAUAAUGGACCUGGUAGCAAUGAGUUUGCUGGCAAUGGACCACUAUCACAUUUAAAUGAAAGUGUCAAUUCAUUAGACCCACUAAAUGCGAUGGAGAAGAGCAUUAAUGAACAGAUGCCGCACACUCCGCAUACGCCGCACACGCCCGGCUCUGCGCACACGCCGGGUGGCGGUGGCGCACACACACCUGGGUCGUCACAUACGCCCGGCCCACCCUCAGUAGGUCACAGUCUUACUGACGUGGACAUCCCGAGCGAUCUCAACUUUGAUCCCGCAGCCGUCAUCGAUGGAGAGGGCACCGAUAAUCUCAAUCUGUUGCCAGAAACGAGUGUGGACCCAAUGGAGUUACUGUCAUAUCUAGACGCACCAGCGCUCGGAGAAUUACUGGCGACGCCGCCAUCAUCGUCAUCAUCGGCUGGAUCGCACCCACCUCGUGCUCCCUCUUCUGACGAUCUCUUAGCGCUCUUCGAGUAAACAUCCUCGCAAUUCGUAGCUGAUCGAACAGAAUGCCUAUGAGCAACACAUAUAUGUAACCGCCACGAAGGGAGCCUUCCCCACCGUGAUAUAAUUUAAAGUUUUGUUAUCAUUACAUUUAUCAUAAUUAUAUUUAAGCUGAAUUAAACUUGUUAAUAAUAAAUCAACCUUCUUUCGUGGUCCGUAGUAUUAAAAAAAUAAUUUGAAAUAAAUGCAAAUGAGAAUAUCUGUGUGUUCUUGCGACAAGGUUAAUUGAUACUCGAUCAGCUUAGGUCUAGUGAGGCAUUGGCUCAACUCGCUUUUAGGCCAGCGAAGCCCGAAAUUGUGAUACUAGAUUUUAGUUCCUUCUCCAAUUGUGACAAUGUUAAACAUAGCAUGUUGAAGUCUAACUAAAUGAAUCUCUGCCGCCUUAUAAGGUCAAUGUGUCUUCAAAUUAAGUUUGCAAUAUUUAAUAUUGUCGCACGAAACACCAGUUGUUGAAACAAUGGUGUUGGAGAACAUUUAUUAGCGUAUAGGUAAAGUAUUGAGGCGAGGCGUUCGCCGCACCAGCCAUAGACACUGCGGUUUUGUGCAUGUAUAGUUCCUCGCACCGCCGCAUACGGUGGCGCUACUGGGCUCCUUAUAUUCUAAACUCUAGCAUAAACUGUUACACAAAUUUUCAUUAUAUGUAUAAUUCAAUUUCAUAUUUGACAUGAUGUAAUCAAUUAGAUUUUUAUUUGUGACCAUAAUUUGUGAAUAGUUCGCCGAUGUACAUAAAGAGGAGUUAUUUAAUUUGUGCUAGUUGUUUGGUACUGUGGGCAGAGUCGUCGCAAUUUGUACAUAUAAUGCGUUAAUGCCGCGCGCGACCGCACGGAGGCAUUAUGAAUCUUAUAGUUCCUAUUCGAUGCGAGCGAACUAUAAUGUUCAAUUGCCAUUACUGUAAAAUUCCUUGACGUUUUCGCAUAUACUGCAUUUUUAAAAAGUAAGUAACGAUAGGAUUAGUGAGUAUAGCACUACUCGCAUAAUGGGUGAUAUAAUUAAUCUAAAUGAAUUGUUUGAAAUCAAGAAAUAAAUUGUAACAAAUACGUUACAAAACUAUAUUGUAAAUGUGAGUGCAAAAAUGAACUCUAUUAAAUUAUUUUGCGUUAUGUGAAGCGAAGAAUGAUAGAAAUAUAUUUUAAUUUCUAUAUAAAAUGUAAUGAACUGUAUUAUUUGUACAUAUAAAUUUAGCUAAGAAUAUUAUAUUACCUAGUUAUAUUUUAGGAGAACAUGGCAGAUACUUAUAUUGACGGCCAGUUUAGUAUAGUAUUACUAAAAUUAAUAAAAAUCUACACAUGGUUUUACAUGUACAUAAUUCAAAAUACCACGUUAGACAAGAUUACAUGCGGUCAGAGUACACAAGAAUGAUAUCAAGUUGUUUAAUUCAUUUCUUAUUUUCGUACGAAUAUUUCUUACUAUAAUUUUAAUUUUAAAGUAAAAACAAAUAAAUAAAUCUUUAAUUUUUAGAGGAAACAAUAAAGAGUAUCUGUCUAUAAAUAUGCAAAUAACUACAAUUAGUAGUUAAUUUAAUCUCAUAUCUUAUAUCCCCGUUAGUUGUAAAUCGAUUUAGAAAAUUAUUUUUUAUCUGAAAAGAUUGGUCUCAUAGAAAUUCUAUCAAAAUUGGUUCAGUGGUUUAGUUUUUAUUUUGUGGAACGCAAUCUUAAUUAUUUUAAUCAACUAUAUUUAAAAAAACAAAACACUAGUUUCAUUUACAUCACAUUUUAAUAAAUAAAAUUUAUUAUUUUCAAACAAAUAGUAAUUGAAAUUUUCAAUGCUAUUACAAAUUGAAAGAACAGGUAUCACAAUUUAAUACCUUGCUCGUUCUGUACUCUGAUACGCUUCGAUUUCACAAGUGCAAAUAUACAUUAGUAAAAUGUCAUUAGUCUUUGCUCAUCGUAACUUUGUUUCGAUAUAAUAGAUUAUUAUUUAUAUUUAAAACAAAUAAACUAUUACAAUUUAAUUCAAUCAAUAAUGGAAUCAUAAUUUUUUAUUGCGUAUUCAUUAUUUUAUUGGAUUAAUUUUAUAUUUAUUACUUUGUCACUUAAGUUUUCAUAUAUUCACAGAGGCGGAAUGACAAUGGUGAUGAGCACUGAAUUGGCAAAAAUCUUGUUUCACAUAUUUUCAAAUGUUUUAUUUUUAUUUCUUUUCUUUCUUGACAUCGAAGCGCUAUAUAUUGACGAACGUAUGGGAAUAUAAAUACAUUUAUUUAUUUACACAAAUUAUAAAGCGCAAGGUUGUCAAAAGUGGAAAUUUCUAAAUGGAAUUAAGUUCCCAUUAAAAAUCAAAUCAUUAUUACUCCAUAAUUCAUUUAGAUGUUGUAAAUUUUUCUUACAUACUUAUACUGUUAAUAAAAUAUAAAAAUAACAGUUUAUAAAAUAUCUCUAACUUAGAGUUGUAUGUAAAACUGUCGAUCCUUUCACUAACUUAUGUAAAAAUUGGUGAUUUGCGCAUCUUUACUUCAUGCUAUGAAUAUGGACGCCUCUUUAGAGUUAGUCAAACUAUUACGAAAACAAUAAAAUUAGUAUUAUACAAAGCAGUGGUCAAUUACUCAAACAAAUUGAUUGACGUGCGUGUAUUAUUUUAUCAUUUUUCUUUUUUUUUAAUGACAUAUGGCUGAAUAGACAAACGUAUGGAGAUUUUGUCUGUAUAGUUGAUCACAGCUUUCACAUAAUAUACAUACUUUUAAGGGACCUUCAAUUCCAGUUAGCUAGUUCUAUUUAUUGUAGUGAAUAUUGCUGUUGGAUGAAUCAUCGGAAUGAUUUUUGUGAGACCAAAUAGUAAUUUUUUACAUAUUUACCUGUUUUAGGUAAUUUAAAUAACGAAUUUGUUUAUAUAAAAUCGAAAAUAUCACAAAAAAUGUAUAGCAUAUCACAUUUAAAAUACACAAAAAUCUAAUGUAUGAUUCGUCCACACAAUUAAAUGAUUACAAUAUAUUUUGUUGAUUAUUAUAAUGAACUGCUGUGGAGUAGUAGAUUUUGUGCUCGUACAAAUAUAAGAUUCAGCAUUUGGAAAUAAGUGAAAGAAGAAUUCUAAAUAAGGUAAUCUGCAAACCAUGACUCCGAGUUCAUGCGACGCCAAACUGAACUGUAGUAUAAUACAUUUUCAAUUUAUUGUAAACAUUUUAGUAACCCGGUUGGUAUCCAAUACAAUUCAUUUCGAAAUGUGUAAAAUGAAAAAUAAAACAUAACAUUUUUAUGUUAUUGAAAAUAAAAUGACUUCAAAAAUUA
This is a messenger RNA of Galleria mellonella (greater wax moth), 6205 nucleotides long. It is a transcript of the gene tna, whose product is annotated as zinc finger MIZ domain-containing protein 1. Lineage: Eukaryota; Metazoa; Arthropoda; Insecta; Lepidoptera; Pyralidae. Bases 549 to 2960 code for a protein of 803 amino acids. Gene Ontology annotation, molecular function: SUMO ligase activity; zinc ion binding. Gene Ontology annotation, biological process: protein sumoylation; regulation of transcription by RNA polymerase II. The record is from RefSeq and is a predicted model, not a curated record. The transcript is spliced from 11 exons.